Messenger RNA from Menidia menidia (Atlantic silverside), 1776 nucleotides. The record is from the annotation of a GenBank genome assembly. Lineage: Eukaryota; Metazoa; Chordata; Actinopteri; Atheriniformes; Atherinopsidae.
GGGAGAAAAAAAAAGAAAAGCCAACAACAGUGUCUUCCCACAUCUGACUCUGGGCCUCCCUCGGGAGCCGUUUAUCUGGACGGGGACGAACGGCAGCUCGAUGCUUUUGCGUCGCGUGCACCUGGAGGCUCACUGACUCCGGGAGAAGAAAGCCAAGGACCCUCAAACGUCUCCCUCUCCACGCGCCCCACCAUGGCCCUCCACGUCCCGGGGCUGAUCACCAUGGUCGUCUUCUACCUACUGGUGUUGGCCAUUGGCAUUUGGGCGUCGGUGAAAUCCAAGAGGAUGGAGAAAAACGCCCUCGGCGGGCAGAUGGAAGUGUCUUUCCUGGCCAAUCGGAGGGUCACGCUGGCCGUGGGGGUCUUCACGAUGACAGCCACAUGGGUUGGAGGCGCCUUCAUCAUUGGCAUAGCCGAGACCGUUUACGACCCCACGAAGGGACUAGUUUGGGCUCUUAUCCCUCUACAGAUGUCGGUUUCGUUCAUCCCCAUGCGUGACAAAAAAUACAUCACCAUGAUGGACCCGUUUCAGAGGAAGUACGGGAAAACGCUGACCAGCCUUCUCGCCAUUGUCCCGUUCAUCAGUGAGGUCUUGUGGGUGCCCGUCACGCUGAUUUCUUUGGGAGUGACCGUUUCUAUCUUUUCGGACCUGCCGCUGAGCCUCUGCAUCUGGAUCUCUGCCGCUGUGGCCAUCGCCUACACCGUUCUGGGAGGUCUCUAUUCGGUUGCCUUUACUGAUGUCAUCCAGUUAUCUCUGGUGUUUUUGGCUGUGCGCUCCCUUCGUCCUGGCAAGCGACGUCUACGCCGACUUCAGCCGGACGGCGUUCAACCACACGCGCCGGGCGCCAUGACUGGGCCGGCUGGAGGCCCACAACGUAGCAUUGGAAAUUUGGCAUUUCAGGACUUCCACCAAAGGACCCUUUCCUCGUCCUCCACCUCCACAGCCAGGAUGAUGUGUUUCAUAGCGGCCGGCCUGGUCAUCGUCCUGGGGAUUCCUCCGGUGCUGAUCGGUGCCGUCGCAGCCUCCACAGAUUGGAACCUGACCUCUUACGGGUCGCCCUCCCCUUAUGAGCGUGGGGAGGCGGCCAUGGUGCUACCCAUCGUCCUCCUGCAUCUCACGCCAACUGCCGUUUUUGUCGUGGGCAUGGGCGCCAUAGCGGGAGCUGCCAUGUCUUCCACCGACUCCUGCCUGCUGGCGGCCACCUCCAUCUUCACCACCAACAUUUACAACACCGUCAGACGUCAGUGGGUCAUCCGCAUCUGCAUACUGGUGGUGGGUGUUGCCGGGACCUCCCUCACCUACCUGGACAGUGGCGUGCUGUCUUUCUGGAUCCUCAGCUCGGACCUGACCUACACCAUAAUGCUCCCGCAGCUGGUCUGCGUCCUCUUCGUCAGGACGUCCAACGGCUACGGGGCGGCGGCGGGCUACGUGGUGGCCUUCGUGAUGAGGGUGCUGUGCGGGGAGCCGCUGUUCGGCCUUCCCGCCGUCCUGAGGUUCCCGGGGUGCGCCUGGGUGGACGGGGUCCACGUCCAGCGCUGGCCGUUCAAAACCAUCUGCAUGCUGUCCUCUCUGGGGUCCGUGGUGGUCUCCUCUUGGGCGUCUUCGCAACUGUUUAAGAAGGGGAUCCUCCCGGAGAGGUGGGACGUACUCGGCGUGAAGGCUCGGGAGGCUCUCGCCCCGGAACGGCGCUCGCCCACGCCAGCAGAUGGAGCCAGAGGGGGCGACGGUGAGAACCAGAGACUUGCCUCUGAACCAAUGCUGGAAACUCGGACCUGA